Molecule: messenger RNA, 222 nt
Organism: Schistosoma turkestanicum
Lineage: Eukaryota; Metazoa; Platyhelminthes; Trematoda; Strigeidida; Schistosomatidae
Source: the annotation of a GenBank genome assembly
AUGGCAGAAGAGAUCAGAACAUAUACUUUUAAUAUGGAAAUGAGUUGCGAAUGCUGCGCUAAAGCUGCUAAAAGAGUUUUAGCGAGUCUUGGAGAUGCAAUCAAGGAAGUAGAAACGAAUGUCACAAACAAUACAGUCACUGUUCGAACCACUCUACCUGCUGAUGAUGUUUUGCAAAAGCUAGAACAAACGCAGAAGAAGAUCACUUUGGUUGCUUCUUAA